Molecule: messenger RNA, 9443 nt
Organism: Paramisgurnus dabryanus
Lineage: Eukaryota; Metazoa; Chordata; Actinopteri; Cypriniformes; Cobitidae
Source: RefSeq, a predicted model, not a curated record
AGGGGUACAGAUUAAAGGAAAGGCUAUCUCUAAAAGUAAGCACGCUAAAGGCAAGCCUCAAAUUCUACAGCUGGCAAGUAAAACAAAGGCUAUGAGUAAAACACAGGAGGUAGAUCAGGAUCAAGAUCAGGCAACAAUCCCUACAAAAGGAUUGUUAAACAGACAGUCUCGUAUGCUAUUUACAACAAAGGGCAAAGGAAAAGAUGAUAAAAACAAGAAAGCCGAAGAAGAACCGCUAAAAGACCCUGAAACGGAAACUGCUAAAGAGCAGCAACAAGAUGAAUUUGAGAAAGUAACCGCAGACACGAAUGAGAUCGAAGAGCAGGUGCCCUCAAAAUCAACUGAGAGUUUAAUAGCCAGGAAGAAAGGAAUGGCGACAUUGCGACGAGUCUCAGGGUGGAUUCAAAAAAAGAUGCCAAAAAGCAUCAAUGUUCGAAGAAAGUUAUCAGCUGUCACCCAAGCAAUUGGAAUUUCAAGGUGGCUCCAUGCUUUGGUAUUGAAGAAGAAGAGUAGCGACGCAAAGUCAAAGAAGAACCUUAUCCGACACAAGAUGGUCAUGAAAAUGGCAGGUAGUGGAAAGUCAAAGAAAAAAGUAUCAACUUCUGAUACUCAACAAGACAAUUCCAAGAAAGUGGAAAACAAGGAUGCUUCUGCUGACCAGAAAGGUGAUUCAUCCGAUGAUCCUUUAUCUCCACAAGACUUAGAAGAAAAGGCCAACUCAGGAGAUGCCAAAUAUGCAAUUGUGUUCCCCAGAAUGAACAAAAUUGGCAAGGCAAAAGAAGCCGCUGUUACAUCUACCAGCACUAGCACAGCGAAUGGCUCAACCACCGAGCGUAAACCACCAAAGCCUGGAGCUCGUUUGGUUCUUCCUGUAAAGCCAGACCUUACCCUUCUUAGAUCCAUCAAGAAAAAAGCACUAGAAGGUGAAGAAGAUAAAAAUGGUGGCCCGGGGACUCAUGCGACUGAAAGGGAGUCAGAGGUCAGGACAGGCAACAAAAAGCCAACAAUAGGUGUUAAAGAUGGUACAAGUAUACCUCAAGCAGCCAAGGGUAAAUUUGGUGACUCGCGAGUUGAUUUCACCAAGUUGUCUAUGUCCAAGGCUUUGCUUAGCGGUGCUGGAAGCAUUGAGCAGAGUAGAGAAUUGGAGAUGAAUCGAAGGAACGCAGACUCAUCAGGUCAAGCAGAGAUGUGGAGAAAUGGAGUGACUCAACCUUCUUUUGAGGAGGAUGCUGAUCGAGAGGUGGCUGAAUUGAUGGCUGAUGGUCUUUUGCCCUCCACUAUGGAGCUACACUGGGCUCAAAGUCACGAGAUGUAUGGGGAUCCUCAAGACUGGAUGCGCCCUGAGAACCUCCUGCCACAUCAAACAGUAGAAAAGCUCACCAAAUGGACGGUGUAUCAAGAUGAUGAACAUGCACACACCAUUCCAGGCCAUAAUGGCAGAGGCCAAUGGGAAUCAGAAGAUCCAACUCAGAACAUGCUAGAGAGGAGACUUAACAGCACUCAGAUAAUGAUGCCAGGAAGCAAGGAAGCUGUGGAGGUAGAUGAGGUGGAGGAUUUGGCACAGCUGGAAGAGGUCUGUGAGAGUUCAGUCCUGCUGAAUCUGAAGAAGCGCUUUCACCGAGAUGCUAUUUAUACAUAUAUUGGAAACAUGCUCCUGUCCAUCAACCCCUUUAAACCUCUCAGUAUGUACACUGAGGAGCUGAGACAGCAGUACCAGGGUAAAGAGAAGCACAAUAAUCCACCUCAUAUUUAUGCCAUGGCAGAUAUUGCCUUUUGCCAAUCUCAGAAUACAACCCAUGAGCAUUGCAUCAUCAUAAAUGGUCAAAGUGGAUCGGGAAAGACAGAGGCUGCCAAGCUUAUCAUCCACUAUCUAAGUUCAGUGUAUCAGGGCAGAAAUGAUAAAUUACGUCAGCCAAUGGAUGUUUUGCCCGUUCUUGAAAGUUUUGGUAAUGCCAAAACCAUCCUGAACAACAACUCAAGCCGAUUUGGAAAGUACCUGCAUGUCCACAUACGACAUGGUGUUGUUGUCGGGACGUCUUUGUCGAAAUACCUCCUUGAAAAGUCAAGAGUCGUCUUUCAGGCGAAGGAAGAGAGAAACUAUCAUGUGUUUUAUGAACUGUUGGCUGGAUUGAAUGAGUGGGACAAACAGGACCUUUACCUGCAAGGAGCUGAGACCUACUUCUACCUCAACCAGGGAAGAGCUUGUGAGCUACAAGGAAAGUAUGAUGGUCAAGACUUCUUGCUCUUGGUUCAGUGCUUGGAGACGAUUGGCUUGCAUGCAGAUCAGCUUGCAAACAUUUGGGCCAUUCUGUCAUCUAUCCUACAGCUGGGCAACAUUUGCUUCAGUUCAUAUGAGAGUGAGUCAUUUGAGGUGGCCCGUAUUUUCAGUGAAGCUGAAGCUCGGAGAGUUGGUAACCUAUUGCAGGUGUCGGCUGAGGCAUUACAGACGGUCAUCACUCACAGAGUGACAGAAACAAUAUAUGACAGGAUCUAUUGCCCCCUGUCUGUUGAAAGUGCCAUUGAAUCCAGAGAUGCCAUUGCCAAGACGCUGUACUCUGUGCUGUUUGACUGGAUACUUGAACGUAUCAAUGAGUGGUUGAUGCCUACAGAGAUGGACAGCACUGUUGGAAUCGUGGACAUAUAUGGCUUUGAGGACCUGAGUGUUAACAGUUUUGAGCAGCUGUGUAUAAACUAUGCCAACGAGCAGCUGCAACAGUUUGUGAACAAAGCACUGGUGUCACAAGAGCAGGAGGAAUAUAAUGCUGAGCAGAUCCAGUGGUAUCCAGUAACGCUGGAAGCUUCUCGUGGCUGCCUGGAUCUCAUCUCAGCAAGGCCGUAUGGGAUCCUACGCAUCCUGGAUGAUCAAACCUGCCUUCCUCAGGCUACAGACCACACAUUCUUGCAGAAAUGCCAUUAUCACCAUGGCAACAGCCCUUACUACACCAAGCCCAAAAUUCCUCUGCCGGUAUUCACAGUAUAUCACUAUGCCGGGGCUGUCACGUAUCAGGUGCACAACUUUCUAAACAAAAAUCACGACCAGUUUCGGCCUGAAGUGUUAGAGCUUUUUGCUCACAGUAGGUUACAGAUGGUGUCGGGUCUCUUCCGGAAGGUACAGGAGCAUUACAUUCAGCAGAAGGAGUUGGGAAGAGCAAGAGGGCGAAGUCAGAUGUCAACUGUAGCUUCUCACUUCCAGCAAUCUCUAACAGAGCUCACCAGCCGUUUAGAGAGGUCUAAAACUACAUUUAUACGUUGUUUUAAGCCAAACUAUGUUAAGCUUCCUGGCGUAUUUGAUAUAGAUUAUGUAACCACACAGCUGAGGCAUGGAGGAAUACUGGAGACCAUUCACGUUAGGAAAAGGGGCUUUCCUAUUCGCAUUCCCUUUAAUCUGUUUAUGGAAAGGUAUGGUGUGUUAUUAGCCCAAAAACCUGAACACUUGACCUGUAAAGAGCAGGUAGUAUCUUUGCUAAAGACCAUAGGAGCAGAGGAAGGCCAGUACCAGAUGGGACUCACUAAGGUAUUUAUGAAGGAGAUUCUUUACCAGCGGGUGGAGGAUAAAUGGAGCAGUACACAAACAUGGGCGGCAGUCACCAUUCAGAGGAACAUUCGGGGCUUUAUAUGCAGACGCAACUUCCGGUUCUUUAAACAGAAAGCUAUCGUCAUUCAAUCCCAUAUUAGGGGCCACCAGGCCAGGAAGUACUACAAGAAAUUGAAGCAGUGUUUUACUCAGUUCUGGGCAACCAUGAUGAUAACAAGAAACACAAUUAAGAGACGUCACUGGAGGGAACAUACGGAUAGAUUGAGUGUCAAACAAGAAGAAAAACCUACAUCUGCCUCUUCAGGGAUGGAUGUGGGAAUUUUGGAGAUCCCAGCUGAUCUGUCAGCCAGACUACACAGUGCAACAGGACGACCUCAAGGAUCAGGGGUUACAGAAGUAGCUCCGCCUCAGGUCAAAUCAGAACACAGCCUCUCACUUCCCCGAGACAUUGACAACCAUCCUUUCUCUAAAUAUGCCAACACAGUCCUGAAGGAUGGAUGGUGCCAACCUCAGAGAUACCCGCUUCAGAGACCUUUGACCUCUCUGGAUCCUGAGGAUGCCCGAACUGCUUUAGAAAUUUAUAAAUUGAUUCUGCGUUUCACAGGGGACUCAGAUCUGACUGGAUGGCAAGAGCAGAUGCUUGGAAACUAUAUUGUGGAAAAGUGCCAGAAUCAGCCGAACAUCAGAGACGAGGUUCUUGCCCAACUGGUGUACCAAACCUGGGACGGUGAGAGAGAGGAAAGCGCCCAGCGAGGCUGGUUCCUUCUGGCUUGCUGUCUGAGUACCUUCACACCGUCUCCUUCCCUGGAGAAACCUCUGAUCAAAUAUGUGUCAGAUCAGGGUCCAGGAGAGUACCGGUCUUUGUGCCAGCACAAGCUUCUCACCUCCCUCCAGCUUCCUUCCCCUGCCUGUAGGCGGCAGCCUCCAACACAGCUCGAGUGGACAGCCAAUCAGAGAAAAGGAAAGAUGGUAGUGGAGGUCAACACUUUCAAUGAGGAGCUGUUGACCGUGGAGGUGGAGUCUUGGACCACAGGAGAGCAACUGGCUUCCUGGCUUCUUAACUACAGGGGUCUAACUGAAGCCACACAGGGCUGGUCUGUGUCCAUGCUGGCUGGGGAGGGUUGGACGGAUCUGUCUGGCUGUGAUUUCGUCAUGGAUCUUUUGGCUGGAGUGGAGGCGGAUGUGCCCCUUGGUCACCCACCUGCACAACCCGAGUACCUCUUUGGUGACACGGGUGACAGAUUGAUGACCACUGAUCUGGAUGAUUUCAUACCACCUGCUCCAGCAAUGCAGGCCCCAGGUCUUCCCUCCUUUCGAACAUCUUCAUGGGACACCUACCAACCCUCUACCACAUCCCAGGGAUCACGAGGCCGACAGAUCGAUUCUUAUGUUGAUGAUCUUUUUGACCCAGUGUUUGAUCAGGGUCAGCCGGACUUUGAACGAAUGGCCUCGCUGAAUCGUAGAAUGAGGGGUGGAGGGGGAAUGAUGCCCAGCAUGUACCCUGGAGUAGGAAUGCCGAUCAAUCCUGCCAUGACUGGUUAUGCAGCCCCACAAAUGAUGCCAAGCAUGAUGCCCAUGAUGCAACCCAUGCAACCCAUGAUGAUGCCAGCUGCCACACCAGCUAUGCCUGCCGCAACACCAGCUGUCAGUCCACAGCAAAUGGCUGCCCAACAACAGGCCUUUGUUAAUCAACAGGCUCAGCUCCUGGCUCAACAGAUGACCAUGCAGGCGAUGAAUCUGUCCCAACAGCAACAGAAUGAAGAGAUGCGUAAACGUCAGAAAUCUGCACAGAGGACACCGCGUGCACGCUCACCUUCACCUGCACGCUCGCCUUCACCCAAACCCAGCCGCCCUUGGUCCGAGAGAAAUAAAAAAGCCCCUGAGACCCUUCCGAAGCCUCGCUCCCCUGAGGUUCAGCCUGAGAGUGUAGCGGAUGUUAAAACCCCAAAAGAUCUAGGGUCCUUUCAAGACAAGAGGAACUUUUUUCAAAAGAUUGGUACGACAGAAGCACGUCCAAAGCCCACCCCUAAGGUUGCUAAGCCACUGAUUUACUCCUCUCCACCGGUGUGCCAACCCACUUCACCUCCUCCAGUACAAAAUGAAGUGAAACCACUCCCAGCACCUCCUAAAAUACCAGAACCUGAAGAGGAAACUCCGGAACCAACAUCUCCUAAACCAGAACCUACUAGUAACAUUAGAGAGAUUAUAAAGCUGUACCAGAGCCGCCCUGUUCCAGAACCUAAAGCCUUCGAGCCUAUAAGGGUUCCAGGCAAGCACUUUCAAAAGAAGAAUGACCCGAAAGAGGAAGCGCUGGCCAUUCUUAAAGCUCAGGGUCCGGUCACUCAGCAACAGAAAAAGUGGAAUGAUGCGCCACCACCACCCCCUCUACCACCUGACUCUCGUGGCCCUCGUGUUAUCUCCAACAGUAUGAAAGAGAAGCAACUUUCACUAGCUGAUCUAUUUAACUCGCAGCGAUCACAGGCUCCGCCUCCUCGUCCAACCAUCGCCCCUUCCCCACCCUCUAACAUCCCUGACCCACCGAUAAUGCCUGCACCUGGCCUUAAUAAUUUUAGCAGAAUGACAGAGGAUGAAAGUAUUCGUUCACAGAUGCACAGAUUCUCUGCCAGCGUCUACUUUUCCUACUCCAGUAUGCCUGGCAAACUCUUCCUGCGCAAGGAGUUGUUCUAUCCCAGAGAAAAAUUCAACCACCCAUACACACUUAAUUUGCUCUGUGAACAGAUUAUGAGAGACGCUUUCUCCGAUUCCUGUCUGAGGAUUUCACGCGAAGAACGUCGGAAAAUGAAAGACCUGUUGGCGAGCCUUCACAUUGGAACCAAAAUCAAUUCUUUAGAGGAUGCGGUGAAGAAAAGGAUUGUCAUGGCAGCAAGAGAUAACUGGUCCAAUUACUUUACUCGCCUCUUUAAUGUCAAGGUUGGAAACGGAGAUGCUAAAAUUCUGGGAGUCUCUCAUAGAGCAAUCAGACUUUUGAUGGUGGCCAGAGCUUCAGGCAUUAACCCCAAACACCUGAAACUGCUCCACAGCUACAGUUAUGCACAGGUUCUGUCAGUUCAGCAGAAAGGGGCUGACAAGGUUGUGAUCUCUUUGAUAAAUGAUGAGUUGGAGCUUCAUUCCCCACAAUCUCCUCAGAUUGCCGAUGUGAUUCGUUUGUUCCUCAUGGAACUGAUCAAGGACUCAGAAUAUGUGAUAGCUGUUAAAAGCUAUGUGACAGAUGACAAGAGCCUGUUGAGCUUUCAGCGAGGUGAUGUCAUCAAACUACUGCACAUGGAUGGACUCAAGGACGGAUGGAUGUUUGGUUCCACUGGGGGCCGGUCAGGACUUUUCCCCGUAGAUGCCACUCAGCCCUGUGCACCACCAGACUACCAUAGCAGCAACAUGGAGCGGCAGCUACACAGGAGAAGGAGCAUGAGACUCUCCAGCUCCUCCACCAACAUCCCUGCCAGUGGCUCCUCCACCCAGAUCCCUUCCGGGCGUACAAAAUCCGGCAGCAGUGAUCGCAGUCUAGAGGGGACGUCCAUUCGGAAAUCUGAAGCGGAGCGCCAGCAGUAUCUUAUGACUGAAUUUGCCAGGAAGUUUUUUGCAGAUGCUUUAACCAGUCUUUCUUAUGGUGGGAAAAGUCUGAAUGAAAUGGUUGAACACACUCAAAAUCCCAUUCAGGAAUCCCUUAUCUAUUUCUCAGACAAUGAGCUUAAUCGUAUGGGUGCUCAGUGUUUCAUGAUUUUGAUGCAGUUCAUGUUGGAUCAGCCUAGGAAGAAAAAUCAGUCAGAAGACGACUGUGUUAACUUCAUCCUACAGCUGGGGAAAGAAAAGGAGUUUCUCAGAGAUGAGAUCUACUGCCAGGUCAUCAAGCAGACCACCAAAAACUCAGUCAAGGAGAGCUGUACUCGUGGUUGGCGUUUGCUGAAUAUGGUGACUGGAUUCUUCCCCUGUUCCAAUACACUUCUGCCAUAUUUAACCCAGCACCUGGAGACCAUCAGGCAGGAUGCUAACCAUUCCUUUCAGGAGCUGGCAAAUGUGUGUGAAAAAAAUCUCAGGAGAUCUCUCAAUUUUGGGGGACGCAGGCACAUUCCCUCCCGUUCAGAGAUGGAGGCUCUCUUAGCUGGCAGGACAACUCGUCGGCUGCCCAUCAUGUUGCCUGGUCGAACUGAGUUUACCUGCAAGAUUCGCAGCUUUAGUGUCACAUACGAGGUGAUAACAGACAUUUGUACAGAGAUUGGCAUCGUGAAUCCAGCAGAAGUGAAGGAAUUUUCCAUCUAUGUUACUAAAAAUGGUGGUGAUGUGCGACGUGCAGUUCACCCGGAUGAGUACCUGUUUGACUUUCUGUUGGAUGACGGAUCAAUCUCCUUCUCAUUUCAUCGAAUUACUUGGAAACACCCGCUCCACUUUGACAAUGAUCUUUAUGUGGAGUUUCACUACAAGCUGCUUCUGGAUGGUUAUCGGCAAGGGAAGAUUUUGCUGCCUGCCAACACCCCCACAUUUUACCAGCAGAUGGCGGAGCUGGCCGCUCUUCAACACCUUGCUCUUGGAUUGACUCAGUCACCCUCAAGUGCUGAGAUGAAACAGUACCUUCCCCGAUCGGAACGGGUCAACGCCAAUGAUGAGAGGCUUCUCGCUAGUAUAAGGGCACAGUUUUCUGCCGUUGGCCCCCUUAACCAUCGUGAUGCCAAAACUCGCUUCCUGAAAAGUUUUACUUUGCUGCCACUCUUUGGAUUUAAUACAUUUACCGCUCAGAAAGUAAAUCAUAACAGUUGUCCUUCUCCCUGCCUGGUCGCAGUCAACAGUGAAGCUAUCUUGGUCCUUGACCCGAAAACACAGAAUAUAUGCUUGACGUUGCUUCUGGAGUUUGUGCAGUCCUUGCGCUCAAUUAGCUCCAAGAAAGACAUGCCUUCAGUUGAGAUCAAUUUCUUCAACCAAACCCAACACAAGACUACCACCAUCCACCUGAAGCAGGCGAAGGAGCUUUGUCACAUGAUUGCUGUGAUUAUGGAAGAAGUGGUGAAAGCCAAUCAUAGCGGCAGGUCUAGUCGGGCGGGAACACCACAUUAAACAACCAAUAAAUGCAAACUUCUUACACUCUUAUAAUGACUUGCUUAUUUUUAACUAAUGCUGGGUAAAUAUUGGACAUAUACAUAACACAUAGUUGCAUAACAACAACCCAACAUUGGGUCAUUUUUAACCCAGCAUGAAUUCAGUCCAGUAUGUACCCAGCAUGGGUUAAAAAUAACCCAACCAUUUUUAGACUGUACAUUAUUUUCUAAAAUGCAUCAAAUUGUCUCAUGCCAUACAUUACAAAUAUUAUAUAAAAUGCUUACCAAAUGUUUAAUUGGUUAAAGCUAUUACUUUGUUUCAAUAUGUUUAACUAUUCGAAUAAGCCCUGCUGAAAAAACAAGCCAUCGCAGAAAUGCUAAGUGAGUUAAUGGGUAUAAUGGGAAUUGUAUUGGUUGUAAUGAUGGUCUCUGUGGGUUUCUUUCUACUGGUUAUGUGUUGGUUGGAUGCUACGUAUCUGGCACAGAUGGGAACCAAUACAGACCAUUAAAUCUUACUGGAACAGGGCCAUUAAUGGUUUUGUAAUGGUUUUAAUGGUACACAGCUGAUGGUUUAUUAUGGUGUUCGUAAUGGACACUACUGUAUUUGUGGUGUUUUCUGCAGGAAGCAUUCGAUUGAGUUGAAUUUAUGCCACCUGAUGAAAAUGGUUUAUGAUUAUAUCAUAUGUAUAAAGCUAUUAUAUGUAUUGUAUUGUGUGUUUAUAUUCAUGUUUAAUUGUUUGCCUCUAAAUCAAAGACAAUUGUUAUAUUAUAAAGUAUGAAUGUCAAACUAUUUAAACUAUUACAGUAUCAAAUGUGUUAUAAAGUGAAUUUUGUCAUUGCAUUUUAAUAGAAAUAAAGAAUAA